AUGAUCCCUAUUCACCACUUGCCAAGUAGCAAUCCUGCCCCACCAACCCGGGAGAACCACUACGUUCAGCGCGAGCGUCCGCUUUCCUUCCAGCCUCGUUUUCAGGAAAACAUCACUCAUCCCUUCAAUAACUAUGGCUUCCCAGAGCCAGGCAUCCAGUCCCCAAGCGCUCGCCAAGUUGUAGCAAAAGAUUUCCUCAUCUCAGACGAGACAUGGGAAGAUCUCCGGAGGAGUGUCCCAGACCUCGACUUUAUUGUUGUAGGAUCAGGCUUGACGGCCCUCGCAUUUAUCGAACGAACGUUAAAAAGGGACCCACGAAAGAAGAUUCUUUGUCUCGAACGAGGAGAUUUUUGGCUCCCUGAUCACUUCCAAAACCUGCCGCUCCCCUUCAAAUACACUCUUGGCGGCCCGAGUGAAACAUUCCCUUUUACUUUGUCCAAACAGACCUACGAGAGCGACAUCAAAUUUGUCCACGGCUCUUGCCCUUUCUUUGGCGGUCGUUCGACCUUCUGGUCUGCUUGGUCUCCAAGCCCAACUGCUGCGCUGAUGCGCAACUGGCCAAACUCUCUCGUCACAACUGCACAGAAGCCAAGAUUCUUCAAAGAUGCGACUAAACUUUUACGAGUCACGAAGGCCACAGACAUUGGUCCACCGUAUGGGAAGCUUCAAUGCCAGAUCGACCAGCGUUUGCAACCAGCAGUCGCCAAGGCAGAUAUAUUGUCAGCGCAAGAGGUGUAUCCUGCGCCCAUGGCAGUCGCAUCCACUGCGAAGACAACAACCAUUCAUUUUACCAAAUUCUCUACGCCUGGCCCGCUUCUAUCCCUGUACGAGCAGCAGCAGAGGCAUGUGCGGGCUGGCACCGGCGCCCCACUUCUUUUCGCAACGGAGACUGCUGUGCAAUACCUCGGCGUUGAUGUCGGAUUCCCGCCUCCCCUUCCUAGUUUCGAUGAUGAGGUGUCUGUCAAAUUUCUGCGCACGUCUCGUGGGGAUCUACCAAUAGCGAACAAGACGAAAAUCAUCCUUUGUGCCGGAGCAUUUCCGAACACGACGCUGCUGCUCAACAGCUUUCGGAACAACAAGUAUAUUGCAGGAUCGGCUGGGAAAAUGGUGACGGGCCACUUCCAGACCCAUGUUGUCGCUCGUGUGAAGAGGAGCGCUUUCUGCGACCUUAACCAGGAGAGCAUCGAGAUCGGAGCGGAAUACGUGGCUGGUCAGCAUCCAACCUCCCAUCUACAGUAUCACGUCCAGAUUACCGCUGUCGCUUCGCCUGAUCUAAAGCAGGAUGCCGAAGAUGCUGCUCGUUUUUGUCCAGAUUUUGCUGGCACAGCCAGUGAAGAGCAACUUCAUGGGUCAGAAGAGUAUGUCAUCUUUGUGUGCGCGACGCUCGGUGAGCUCAGUGAGAACAACAAAAAUUCUUUCUUCCGUUUGUCGAACCAGCCCUUGAGCGCGGACCCCACAUCCAACUGUGACCUACAAGUCAUGCUUGACGAGAAGGACUAUGAGCUGUGGGACCAGAUGGACGAAGCGACUUUUGACGCCAUCAAGGUGAUGGCUGGUGACGAAAAACAUCAAGUCCAAUGGUGGCAUCAGCCAAAGCCUGGGGACAAGCCUGGCGCCUGGAAGACAGAGAUUCCUGGCAGAGAGACGAUUAGGAUGGAGGGCAUUGUGCAUGAAGCAUCGUUGCUGCCGCUUGGUGAUGGCGAUGAAUGCUGCGUCGAUAGAGAUUACAGGGUCAAAGGGGUUUCAAAUGCGUAUGUCACUGGAGGAGCGAUCUUCCCAACGUCUGGCUCAUGGAAUCCCACCUUGACGAUGUGUGGGUUUGCGCAAGAUCUCGCAAGAAAGCUAACUGCCCGCAAAGCAGCAGGGCCUGGUCAGAAGCAAACGAGGAAUGCAGUUUUUGAGCAGCGGUUUGCAUGUGACGGCGACGUGUUGGCAUCAGACAGUGACGGAGAUGACUGA
Suillus paluster is the source of this 1959-nucleotide messenger RNA. RefSeq lists its product as uncharacterized. The record is from RefSeq and is a predicted model, not a curated record. The transcript has 8 exons. NCBI's taxonomy places the organism in Eukaryota, Fungi, Basidiomycota, Agaricomycetes, Boletales, Suillaceae. Gene Ontology annotation, molecular function: oxidoreductase activity, acting on CH-OH group of donors. Bases 1 to 1959 code for a protein of 652 amino acids.